AUGUCCACGCCACCGCUGUCAUCAUCAGGUCGGCCAGCACCCGGCAGCAGUAUCAGGUCUUCGCCGCCUGCCAAUCAUAUCAUCCCCGUGCUCCUUCUCAAGACUCAAUCUCAGCCUCACGACUCUUACCAUGACUAUUUCUCCACCUCACCUCCAGCACCGUCGGCAAGCAUCAGAACCCCCGCCGGUCUAGGCGAGCAGGACAACAGUAAUGUCUCAUCACCACCAUCCUCUUCUCCCCCGUCGUUGGAGGGUCGUACCUCCAUCGCCGUCGCCGUUCGCGCCACCACCUUCAAAUCGAACACCCUUCGCUUUCAAACCCUGUUUGUCCCCGUCUUGGUACACCGUCCCAACACCCAGAAUCUCGAUCUCCUGGAAGAUCUACUACGUAGCGAACAGCUAGCUCAGAAGUACGGGGGCAUGAUCUUUACGAGUCAGCGGGCCGUUGAAGCGUGGUCCGAGGUGGUCAAGAGAGUAGAGGGUCAUUCAGAGCUAGGCGAGCAUGACGGAGCAGAUGCUGCUUCUUCAACCUGCGCUAUAGGUGUAGGUCGGCCUGUCCAACAUCCUGAGACGAGAACAACCUCGCAGGACUCUCCAACCAGGACCCAGCAGCAGAAACCACCACCGCCCCUCAAUGGCUCCCCUCAAGGUUCAGAAGUAGAUGACGACUCCAUCUUCCCCUUGUACUCCGUAGGUCCAGCAACAUCUCGUGCGCUGAACACGCUGGUACUAGCGUCGCAGUCCUCCUGCUCCUCCUCGCCAUUCUCCCGCCUACGACCAAGUGUCCUGGGAGAACACACGGGCAACGGCGCGAAUCUAGCUGAAUACAUGCUUUCACACUACAACGGACUACAUUCUCGAAAACCACACACCCCUUGCACACCUAGCAACGAGCAGCUCGACCUCGAGGCCCCACUGCCCGACAAGAGAGGCCUCCUAUUCCUAGUUGGCGAGCAGCGACGAGACAUCAUCCCAAAAACGCUAACGGAUGAAGAAGGUAAGUUGUCCCCCAGCGAGAGAAUCGCAGUCCACGAAGUCGAGGUCUACGCCACGGGCACCAUGGACUCGUUCCAGCAUGAUUUCAGUACACACGUCAAUUCAUAUAGGAACGCUGGCCGAAGUCUCAUCGUCGUCGUCGUUUUCUCGCCGCAGGGAUGCGAAGCAAUGCUCCAUUCUCUCGGGUAUAUCGAUGACCAGCGACGGCUGACGCGGGCUGCGAGGGAGAGAUGGCACUUUCAGCAGCCUCCGCCUCCUUCGGGCAAUCAGAGUCAUGUGAGUGGUACUGGUGACGACAACGACGACAACAUCGUAGCAGCAACAGCAGCGCCGUUCAACGUCAUCAUCGCAACCAUCGGUCCCACGACGAGAGACUAUCUGAAGGACCAAUUCGGCUUUGAAGCCGACGUAUGUGCCGCAAAACCCUCUCCGCAGGGUGUGCAAGACGGUGUCCUGGCGUUCCUUCUCGAGAAAAGGCUGGUCUGA
Exophiala aquamarina CBS 119918 is the source of this 1482-nucleotide messenger RNA. RefSeq lists its product as uncharacterized. Lineage: Eukaryota; Fungi; Ascomycota; Eurotiomycetes; Chaetothyriales; Herpotrichiellaceae. Gene Ontology annotation, biological process: uroporphyrinogen III biosynthetic process. The transcript is spliced from 2 exons. The record is from RefSeq and is a predicted model, not a curated record. Gene Ontology annotation, molecular function: uroporphyrinogen-III synthase activity. Bases 1 to 1482 code for a protein of 493 amino acids.